AUCAUGAGCAACAACAAACGAAAAACUGAGGCAUUCCUAGCUGCAUCGAACCAUUGGGCCCAUAAAAAGAGACCUAAAGUUGAAUCUUCUGAGAAAACUCAACCAAGUGUUGAAAAGAAGAGCGAGAAAUGUGAUGUGAUUGAAAUUCUGUCUGAAGAAGAAGAAGAACAAGAAGAGGAACCAGUGGAGGAAGUUAACCAUCCGAAAUCUCCAAUUAGACUUCUCUACAAUCCAAGCUACCCUGACAAUGAGUUAUCACAAGUCAACAAAGAUGCUGUUCGAAUUGCAGACUUAAUUGGGUCAGAAGAGCUCAUGGAGACGUAUCAAUUCAAUUUCAGUGUUGACGUUCCGUUUUUCUUGGAAUUCCUUCAUCCUAGUUUCAAGAAAGAGAAAAAGAAAUUAGUACUUAUCACAGGAGGUCAUCAUUUAGAAGACCCUGAAGAUAGACCAAUAUUUGAAGGCUACAAUAUCCUGGAAAUAACCGCUGAUAUACCGAAUAGGUUUGGGACUCACCACACGAAAAUGAUGAUUAAUUUCUUUAAAGGUGACACUAUGGAGAUUGUGAUUAUGUCUAGUAAUAUCACAAGAUUGGAUUUUGGAGGAUUAACACAGAUGUUGUGGAGAUCGGGAAGAUUGCUGAAAAUCAAACCCAAAACGAUUCCAUUGGUUGGGAAGCGAUUUCAAAAAGAUCUCAUGAAUUAUUUGAAUAAAUAUAACAAGGUAGAGAUUACGCAAUUAUCAAAAAGAUUAAAACAAUAUGAUUUUCUGUCUGUUAAUGUUGAAUUAAUUGCCUCAGCUCCAGGAAGUUACAAUCUUAGAGAUGUUACAAAUGAAACUGAAAUUUACGGAUAUGGAAAACUACACCAAGCAUUGAAAAGAAACUCACUAUUAAUAGACAACAGUAUUAGCAAAUUGAAAUAUAACAUAAUUGCACAAGUGUCAGCUAUUUCGUAUCCGUUUGCAGUUGAAACAUUUCAAACAGCCGGUAUUUUCUCUCAUUUGCUUUGUCCAUUAGUGUUUUCGAAGAAAGAAGAGUUCAAACUACUUGAACCAGGUACAAACAGUUUCAGGCAACAUCAAAAGGACCACAACUACAACCCAAUUAUAAUAUUUCCAACUCCUGAGGAAGUCGCUGGUAGUAAUGUUGGAUUUCGUGCUGGAGGAGCCAUACAUUUCGACUACAAUAGGAGCUUUGUACAUAAGAACUACUACCAACAAUGUAUUAAACCGUAUUUACACAAAUGGAGUUCCAGAGAGACAAUUACGGGAAGGGAGAAAGUAAUGCCCCAUGUUAAAUUAUACAUGUGUGAUAAUGGUGAUAAUUGGUCAACUUUGAAGUGGGUAUACAUGGGAAGUCACAAUCUCUCCAAACAAGCCUGGGGUAGUAGAAGAGGGAAUAAAUUUCUCAGCCUGAAUCCUUCAAUAUAUGACAUAUCUAGUUACGAAUUAGGAGUAUUGGUUUAUCCAAAACCAGGGGAAACUCUUGUGCCGAAUUACCUAGGUGAUUCAAUACCAAAAUCCAAGAAUAUACCCAUAAGGUUGCCCUUCAAAUUACCACCUGUAAAGUACUUAUCAACCGAUUUACCAUGGAGUGGUCAUGUAAGCUAUGGAGGUUUAGCAGACAAGUAUGGGGAAACUUAUAAUCUUACAUAGCGAAUUAAAAUAUAGACUUUGGUUUAUUACCAAGUUGGGUAGGACCAAAACCAUCCUCCUCUACAAUAUUUGAACGCUUUCUUGGUGGUUCAUCUUCUGAAUCACUGUAGUCAGUAUCUGCAUCUGCAGAAUUCUGCUUUAAUGGUGUCUUGCUAUGCUUCAAAGGAGACGGCUCCUUUCCAUAAGUUAUAUACUCCUCAUCAUUGUUGCCACCGAAAUCUGAAUUUAGAUCACGUUCAGGAGUUCUCCAGCCACUUGGUAAACGUAUUGAGUGACGAAGGCUGCUUGUUGAUGGUAAUUUACUCACGGGUGUACGAAUCAGUGAAUUAUUCUUCAUUGGUGAAGCUGAUGUUGAUCUGCUAUUUGCGAUAUCUCGAUUCUCUAUUCUUUGUAUGAUGUGAGAUUGUAAUGACAUGCUCUGCCUCUUGGUUAUAUUGACAUUGACUUGUUUUGCCUCUAUGUCGGUUGCCUUAUCGUCGGAUGUAAUUUGAAUAUAUUGAAUGGAAACAUGAUUGCUAUUUUGUAGCUCAAAUAAAAUCGGAUCACCAGCAUUACGAAAGAACAUAUCAAAGUUAUCUGCUGAUGGUAGGGUCAUAUAGUUCUCAUCAAAUUGAUCCUUUUGCGAAUUGGAAGAUGUGAAGAAAUUAAUCAAAUUCAAGAAAUUUUUAAAAUCUCGUAAUCGGAAAUUGAUACAUUUCUUAAUAGGGUCAGUCCCGGUUGUGAUUAAGUUACUAUCAAUUAAAUCUUCUAAACUAAUAGUGACAGUUACUGCCAUGGGUUGUUUAAGAUAAUCUCUAUCCUUAAUGAUUUGCUUGGUAUAUCCACUAAACAGGAUUUUCCCAUUUUUAAUAUCUAUUUUGAAAUCUUCUGCUGAGGGAGGUACCAUUUCAAGAAAUUGCUUCGGUAUGAGUUGAUCUAUCACCAAGUGAUUAAUCCUAUUGGGACCAUCAAAGCUGUCAUGUGGUUGAUCAUAUAGUUGUUUCUUAUACAGUUGUACAAUAUGCAUAUUCCCACGUAGCACUGGCUGAUAACUCGUUUGAUAUUUCUUGAUAAUUAG
Messenger RNA from Spathaspora passalidarum NRRL Y-27907, 2710 nucleotides. RefSeq lists its product as uncharacterized. Bases 4 to 1653 code for a protein of 549 amino acids. Gene Ontology annotation, biological process: single strand break repair; double-strand break repair. Gene Ontology annotation, cellular component: nucleus. Gene Ontology annotation, molecular function: double-stranded DNA binding; single-stranded DNA binding; 3'-tyrosyl-DNA phosphodiesterase activity. The record is from RefSeq and is a predicted model, not a curated record. The transcript has a single exon. NCBI's taxonomy places the organism in Eukaryota, Fungi, Ascomycota, Pichiomycetes, Serinales, Debaryomycetaceae.